AUGAUGGGUUGCAUUUGCAUCAGUUUCUUCCUUAAGAGCAGAGGCUGUCUUGGAUGCUGUACUGGUACCCAACCCCGACUACUUAUUGCGGUCGAUGAGCCAUCAAACAGACUGAGAAUUCAAGGUCGAUCGGCGAGGAAAAAUAGCAUAUCAGAGGACUUCUGGAGCACUAGCACUAUGGAAAUGGAGAACAGUGGAGUCCAGUCCCAGAAAAGCAUCUCAUCGGUCAGCACUUCAAACCUCAUUGAUUCCCAUGGUACUUCUGGUAGCACAAGCAAUACACCUGAAUUUGUAAAUCAUGGUCUUUUACUCUGGAACCAGACAAGGAGUCAGUGGCUUGCAAAUAGGUCUCAACUCCAGACGCAACUUCGAGAACCUAGAAUAAGUUGGAAUGCCACUUAUGAGAGUUUACUUAGUACCAACAAGCCGUUUCGCCAGCCGAUCCCUCUCCCUGAAAUGAUCGAUUUUCUUGUUGAUAUAUGGGAGCAAGAGGGUUUGUACGAUUGA
Prunus armeniaca (apricot) is the source of this 507-nucleotide messenger RNA. The record is from the annotation of a GenBank genome assembly. NCBI's taxonomy places the organism in Eukaryota, Viridiplantae, Streptophyta, Magnoliopsida, Rosales, Rosaceae.